UGGCCUCCCCAUUCCCCCCUUGAUCUACUGAGCUGGCCUUUGUGGGUCCCCCCUUGACCAACCCUGGGGUGUCCCUGGAGAAUUAAGGGGGGGACCCUCUGAGCCAACCUUGCAGCAGCCCCCCACUUUUUUUUCUUCUGUGCCAGGCACUGUACUAGGCUCUUUCUUGGACGGGCAUCAUCUCCUAAGAGUCCUCUGAAGGUUCCCCUGGAAGCUCCACAGGCUUCUGGGGCCAUGAGCGAGCUGAAGGAUUGCCCCUUGCAGUUCCACGACUUCAAGUCAGUAGAUCACCUGAAGGCAUGUCCCCGCUACACUGCGGUGCUUGCCCGCUCCGAGGACGAUGGCAUCGGCAUCGAGGAGUUGGACACGCUGCAGCUGGAGCUCGAGACCUUGCUGUCCUCCGCCAGCCGGCGUCUGCGGGUGCUUGAGACCGAAACACAGAUCCUCACUGACUGGCAAGAUAAGAAAGGUGACCGCCGAUUCCUGAAGCUGGGUCGGGACCAUGAACUUGGGGUCCCCCCCAAACAUGGGAAGCCCAAGAAGCAGAAACUGGAAGGGAAGGCGGGACACGGGCCGGGCCCUGGCCCUGGGCGGCCCAAAUCUAAAAACGUUCAGCCCAAGAUCCAGGAAUAUGAGUUCACUGAUGACCCAGUCGAUGUGCCACGGAUACCCAAGAAUGACGCCCCCAACAGGUUCUGGGCCUCCGUCGAACCCUACUGCGCUGACAUCACCAGCGAGGAGGUGCGGACGCUGGAGGAGCUGCUCAAGCCGCCUGAAGAUGAGGCAGAACAUUACAAGAUUCCACCUCUGGGGAAACAUUAUGCCCAGCGCUGGGCCCAGGAGGACCUGCUAGAAGAACAGAAGGAUGGGGCCCGAGCUGCGGCCGUAGCCGACAAGAAGAAAGGUCUGAUGGGACCAUUGACUGAGCUGGACACGAAAGAUGUGGAUGCACUGCUGAAGAAGUGUGAGGCCCAACAGGAGCAGCCAGAGGAUGGGUGCCCCUUUGGUGCCUUGACACAACGCCUCCUACAGGCCCUGGUUGAGGAAAACAUUAUUUCCCCCAUGGAGGACUCACCUAUUCCUGACAUGUCUGGGAAGGAAUCGGGGGCUGAUGGGGCAAGCACUUCCCCCCGCAAUCAGAACAAACCCUUCAGCGUGCCACACACCAAGUCGCUGGAGAGCCGCAUCAAGGAGGAACUGAUCGCCCAGGGCCUGCUGGAGUCCGAGGACCGCCCGGCAGAGGACUCAGAAGACGAGGUCCUGGCUGAGCUGCGCAAGCGGCAGGCAGAGCUGAAGGCGCUCUCGGCACACAACCGCACAAAGAAGCAUGACCUGCUGCGGCUGGCGAAGGAGGAGGUGAGUCGGCAGGAACUAAGGCAGCGGGUCCGCAUGGCAGACAACGAGGUCAUGGACGCCUUCCGCAAGAUCAUGGCAGCCCGGCAGAAAAAGCGAACCCCCACCAAGAAGGAGAAGGACCAGGCCUGGAAGACGCUGAAAGAGCGGGAGAGCAUCCUGAAACUGCUGGACGGAUAGUCCAUAUUCCUGCCACCAACAGAUCUUAGCAGGUGGCCAGCAGGAGCCCACUUCCCUCUGGGGGAGCCCCCUGAAGCCCUGGUCUGUGGCUGCCCCUCACUGUCCAGUAGCGACAGCGCCUCGAGUCGAGGCCCUUUCCUGAGGUCUCUUAACCUGACUGUAUGCCCCAGUUGUGGGCACCCCUCCUGGGCCGGCCUUGGGGUUCCUCCGUCUCUGCUUGGUCUCCAAGAUGAGGAGCUUCAUUUCUGGGCCUUCCUCCUCUUCCACCUUCUCCCCGCCCCCCACCCCCCCUUCCCCCCCCCCCCCCCCCCAGGACUUCUCCCCUGCGGUUUUUGUAAAGUGCAAACUCAAGAGUGAA
This is a messenger RNA of Suncus etruscus (white-toothed pygmy shrew), 1891 nucleotides long. RefSeq names its product transcriptional adaptor 3 (gene TADA3). The record is from RefSeq and is a predicted model, not a curated record. The transcript is spliced from 9 exons. The coding region runs from base 235 to 1533 and encodes 432 amino acids. Gene Ontology annotation, biological process: regulation of transcription by RNA polymerase II. NCBI's taxonomy places the organism in Eukaryota, Metazoa, Chordata, Mammalia, Eulipotyphla, Soricidae. Gene Ontology annotation, molecular function: transcription coactivator activity. Gene Ontology annotation, cellular component: SAGA complex.